AUGAGCAGACCCAUCACAUCUGUCGGCUCCCUGCCAAUAGAAGAAUCAUUUGCCGACACGCCAUUAUUCCGAAGUUCGCUGCACCAGGCCGAGUCUCAUGCCUUAAAUCUGGAUGCUUCAAUCAAGAAUAUGAUUCAAUUGCAGACUGAAAUGUCGUCGGCAAUGGAAGUAUACGCUGACAAGCAAAUACAGUUUGCUGAGGAGCUGAAAUCGUUCGCGUCGCCUCAGGAUGAUAUGAUUUUAACUGCAAUUGAUCAAUUCUCGUCGGUGCUUAAGGAUAUUGAACGUUCCAGGAGUCUUAUGAACAUGCACAUACGUGACGUGUUUACAACUCCAUUCAGUCAAUUUCAGUCCAAAGAGUUACAGCCAAUAAGGAACCUCUCUCGUGGCUGGGCAGAUGCUAAUGCUAGCUACGACAGCUCGAUGAACAAAUACCUGUCAAAGAAACCCAAGGACCCCGGAAUAGAUGAAUGUGCAGACGAAGCUGCCAAGGAUCGUAAAUUUUUGCAUCGAAAGGGCGUUGAAUAUUGUCUGAAACUGCAGGAUAUGGAUAAGAGGAGGAAGUUUGAGCUGGUUGAGAAUGUUGUCGCAUUAAUUUAUACUCUGAAUGCAUUCUUUCAUACUGGAUUUGCUCUUUUGAAGGAUUUGGAGCCUACUAUGCGUGAAUUGACUGAUUAUUUGUACAAGAUGAGAACAGACCACCAAAACAUAUCAGACACAGUCGACAGCAGCACAUUCCUUAACACAUUCACCCAAUCCGCUGACGGUGCCGAUUUAUAUAAUCCCGCAAAACCAAUAAUACCAGCUGGAUCACCACCGCGUCAUCGUGAUUCUGCUCCUUCGAAGCAAGGGUGGUUGCAUAUGGUCAAGACUUUAGGAAGGAAUAAUAAUAAGACGAGUUGGGUUAGGCGGUAUUUUGAAUUGAAGGAUGAUACGUUGUCGUAUUAUGAGGAUAUUCGAGAGACACAGAAGAGUAUGAUUGAUUUGAGGAUUUGUAUGAUUCGAGAUGCCUUUGUUGGAGAGAGGAGGUUUUGUUUUGAGAUUGUUAGUCCUUCAAAAACAUACACGCUACAGGCAUACAACGAAUACGACUGCAAAGAGUGGAUAACGUUACUGCAAAGUUCUGUGUCUCGUGCCCUUCACUCAAACGCUGGCUCGAAUUCUUCACUCAAUACCGUGAUUGCUACCGUCGAUGGAACAACUCAACCCGCUGAUACAGCUCCUGAUGCUAGUAGACAAUUGCGGGAUGUUCCUGGAAACGACCAAUGUGCCGAUUGUGGUGCUCCAGAGGUCGAAUGGGUAUCAUGUAAUCUUGGAACAUUGGUCUGUAUCAAUUGCAGUGGAAUUCAUAGAGGUCUUGGAAGGCAUAUUUCAAAAGUGCGAUCCUUGCUGUUUGAUCGAUGGGAGCCUGAACUUAUCAAUAUGCUGAAAGCACUUGGAAAUCAACGAGUGAAUAGAAUAUUCGAAGAUCGACUGAUACGAGGAAAAGCAUUCUCAAUCACGAAACCAACACCAGAUUCUGAUCGCGUACUCAAGGAAAAGUAUAUUUCCAUGAAGUAUGUUGGAAAGGAGAUGGUUUGGCAACCUGAAACUGGAAGUGAGCUUGUUCUUGCUCAAGCAGUUCGAAAUGGAGAUUUGCCCAAAGCUUUGCAUUGUUUGGUGCUCAAUGCUGAUAUCAAUGAGCUCGACUUGUAUGGAAACACACCACUCCAUUAUGCAGUCAAACAGAAUGAUACCAGUAUGGUCGAGUUUCUGUUACAAUGGAGAGCGGAUGUGAAUGUGCAGGAUCAGGCCAAAAUGACUCCUCUGCAUAUUGCUACUGUGACUGGAAAUAUGUCGCUUGUUUCUCAACUCUUGAAACGAGGAGCUCGACCAAAUGACAAAGAUGCAGAGGGAAAGACUCCCCUUGAUUAUGCAUUAGAUCGUAGUGGUGAUGGUGAUAGUUUUGUGAAGAUUGUGACCAUCUUACGUCUAACCAUAUUCGAAACUGAAGAACAACAACUUUCCGUCGUAUCAAAGGACAAGUACGGCAUGAGUGAAGCCAUGGAGAACCUGUCCACCAGUGGAUCCCCAUCUCGUGAUUCCUCUUCACCAAACAUGAACAGCAACAACGCCUACAACAUCAACAACAACAGCAUCAUGAACAAUAACAAUAGUAUUACCAGUAACAUGUCCAUAUCGUCUUCAUCGCCGUCACCAAGGCCUGGAAUACCACCUAGGAUGAAUUCUUUUGGACUUGAUGAGCAAGAUACUUCAGCAGUUUGGGGUGAUUCGAGGAGUAAUAUGUCGUCACCGUUAAGGAGUAGUACAUUGUCGCCUCCUCCGUCUAUGAUGACUGCUGCUCAUAAGAAAGUGAAUCCUGAACAAUAG
Synchytrium microbalum is the source of this 2370-nucleotide messenger RNA. RefSeq lists its product as uncharacterized. Gene Ontology annotation, cellular component: cytoplasm. Bases 1 to 2370 code for a protein of 789 amino acids. NCBI's taxonomy places the organism in Eukaryota, Fungi, Chytridiomycota, Chytridiomycetes, Synchytriales, Synchytriaceae. Gene Ontology annotation, molecular function: GTPase activator activity; protein binding. The transcript has 15 exons. The record is from RefSeq and is a predicted model, not a curated record.